AUGCGCUCCCAACACCUCCUCCUCGCCCUCUUCUCCGCGGCCUCCUCCCCCCUCGCAUCCGCCACCUCCCCCUUCUACACCGAUAACGAGCAGCAGCGGCAACGCCCCAUCGUCGACGCCGCCUCCGACUUCAAAUGCGACCUCCCGCCCCCCGUGUCCCCCUCCGACGGCCUCCCCUCCGCCGCCGACCUCUUCUCCUCCCCUGACGCCGUCCGCAAGCAGGUCGAGCGCCACGCCGCCCUCGUCCGCGUGCCAUCUAUCUGCUACGACGACCUCGGCGACUUUGACAAGGAUGACCGCUGGCGCGUCUUUUACGAUCUGCACGACGUCCUCAAGAAGACGUACCCGGUCUUCCACGCCCGCGCAGAGCUCGUCAAGGUAAACACCUUCGGCCUCGUCUACACCCUCCGCGGCACCGACCCCUCUCUCAAGCCCAUCCUCCUCGCUGCCCACCAGGAUGUCGUCCCCGUCGCCGACGCCGCCACCUGGACUUACCCGCCCUUCUCCGCCCACUUCGACGGCGAAUGGAUGUGGGGCCGCGGCGUCUCGGACGACAAGAACUCCUUCACCGCCCUCCUCUCCGCCCUCGAGACCCUCCUCUCCCAGCCGGCGGCCCCGGGGAGCGCCUCCUCCUCCUCCUCCUCCGCCGGCAGCGGCGGUCAGUGGGCCCCGACCCGCACCAUCAUCCUCGCCUCUGGCUUCGACGAGGAGUGCUCCGGCGCCCGCGGCGCGGGCCACAUUGCCGUCCACCUCCAGCGCCUCUGGGGCAACGACAGCAUGGCUCUCGUCCUCGACGAGGGCGGCAUGGGUCUGCAACUCCUCGACGACGGCCGCACCCUUUACGCCCUGCCCGCCGUCACCGAAAAGGGCCACGUCGACAUCUGGCUCGACCUGCACGUCACCGGCGGCCACUCGUCCGUCCCUUUCCCCCACACCGGCAUCGGCAUCGUCUCUGAGAUGGUCGUCGCCCUCGAGUCCCGCCCCUACAGCCCCAAGCUCACCACCUCCUCGCCCCUCUACGAGCACAUGGUCUGCCAGGCCCGCUACUCGCCCGACGCCCAGCCGCGUGUGACGGAGCUGCUCGAGAGCGGCGACCUCGACGCCCUCGCCGCCGAGCUCGUCACCAUCGACCGUCCGACGCACUACCGCCUGCAGACCUCCCAGAGCGUCGACUACUUCCAGGCCGGCCAGAAGAUCAACGCCAUGCCCGAGAAGGUCCGCGUCGGCGUCAACUACCGCGUCGCCCCGCAGAACAGCGUCCCCGAGAUCCAGCACAACGUCGUCGCCUACGUCAGCGGCAUCGCCGAGAAGUACGGCAUCACCGUCAAGGCCUUCGAGGGCGACGACGACUACAAGGAGUACGCGCGGCAGCACGCGACGAGCGACCUCGGGCGCAUCGAGAAGCCCUACGACGCCGUGAAGCCCCUGUAUGACGUCGACUACAACGGCACCCUGUACCUGAGCCGCACCCAGGCGACGCUGCCCGCGCCCCUUUCGCCGACCAAGGGCCCCAUCUGGGAUCUCUUUUCCGGUACGCUGCAGUCCAGCUUCGCCUUCGACGGAGGCAAAGUCGUACCCGUCGGCGAACUCAUGACCGGCAACACCGACACGAGACACUACUUGAGUAAGUCAAAGGAGGAGGAGAACGAGUGUACAUGUGAAGCGUGGAUGGAUGAUGAACUGACUGAUCGUGAAAUAGACCUCACGCCCAACGUCUACCGUUUCGUGCCCAUCCGGAACGGCGCCACCAUCAACGCCCACACCAUUGAUGAGAGAAUCAAAAUCAGCGCACACAUGGAGAUCCUGAGGUUUUACUACGAUCUGAUCCGCAACUUUGACGCCGCCAAGGUCUAA
Messenger RNA from Colletotrichum higginsianum IMI 349063, 1854 nucleotides. Its product is annotated as Peptidase family M20/M25/M40. Gene Ontology annotation, cellular component: fungal-type vacuole lumen. The transcript is spliced from 2 exons. The record is from RefSeq and is a predicted model, not a curated record. NCBI's taxonomy places the organism in Eukaryota, Fungi, Ascomycota, Sordariomycetes, Glomerellales, Glomerellaceae. Gene Ontology annotation, molecular function: metallocarboxypeptidase activity. The coding region runs from base 1 to 1854 and encodes 617 amino acids.